Ficedula albicollis (Collared flycatcher) is the source of this 1518-nucleotide messenger RNA. It is a transcript of the gene FAHD2A, whose product is annotated as fumarylacetoacetate hydrolase domain-containing protein 2. The transcript is spliced from 8 exons. Lineage: Eukaryota; Metazoa; Chordata; Aves; Passeriformes; Muscicapidae. The record is from RefSeq and is a predicted model, not a curated record. Gene Ontology annotation, molecular function: hydro-lyase activity. Bases 128 to 1450 code for a protein of 440 amino acids.
CCCCCGGGACCCCGGGAUGGGGGGACCUUGGGAACGGGGAGAACCCUCUGGAUCGGGGCUCUGUGGGACUGCGGGGGGAUGUCCCUUGCAUCGCGGGCAUUCCCGGGAUCGUGGCUGUGUGGGAUGAAUGUGGGGAUCCCUGGGGUCGGAGUUGUGCGGGAUCGGGACUGUGCGGAACUCGGGGUUGGAGGAGGGUGAGGUCGGUGGAGGAUCCCACGGAACCGGGGCAUUCCUUGGGCUCGGACUGAGUGGGCGAGAAAUGGGGGGGACCCCCUCGGGUCUGGGUUUGUGCAGGAUCGGGGGAAUCGCUAGGAUUGGGCUGAGCGGAAUGGGAGUGGGGGUAAUGUCCUCGGGAUCGAAGCGGUGCGGGGUCAGGAGGGCAUCCACUGGCACUGGGGGGAUUCUGGGGAUCGCGGCCGUGUGGGAUUGGGGAGCCACCCUCGAGCCCUGGGGUUGGGUGGGAUACCCGGGGUCGGGGCCAGGUGGGAUCGAGGGGAGGGAUCCCGCGGGUGCCGGGGUUCAUCCGCUGCCCCGGGCCCCGUGCGGCGGGAUCCCGAGCUCGGUGCCGCAGGGGAUGCGCGGGGUGCUGCGGCUGGUGCGGUUCCGAGGGGCCGCGGGCGGGGGGCCCCGGCUCGGGCUGGAGGAGGCGCCCGGGGGCGACCUGGUGGAUCUGAGCGCGGCGGAGCCGGAGCUGCCCCGAUCGAUGCGGGAGUUCCUGGAGAUCGGCCCCCGAGGGCUGGCGCUCGCCCGGAGAGCACUGGAGUCAGGGCAGCACCGGGUGCCCCGGGCGACUGCGCGGCUGCUGGCACCUGUGGGGGACCCCGAGAAGGUGAUCUGUGUGGGGCUCAACUACCACGACCACUGCCAGGAGCAAGCUGUGAAGGUCCCCAAGGAGCCCAUCAUCUUCAGCAAGUUCCCCAGUGCCAUCACCGGGCCCUUUGAUGACAUUGUGCACCCCCAGGAUACCAGCGAGCUGGACUGGGAGGUGGAGCUGGCUGCCGUCAUCGGGAAGAGGGGGCGGCACAUUGAGGAGGCGGCGGCGCUGGAGCACGUGCUGGGCUUCACGGUGGCCAACGACGUGAGCGCCCGGGACUGGCAGAAGCGCAAUGGGCGGCAGUGGCUGCUGAGCAAAACCUUCGACACCUUCUGUCCCCUGGGGCCGGCCAUUGUCACCAGGGAGGCAGUGGCAGACGUCCACAACCUGUGGAUCCGCUGCAGUGUCAAUGGGCACCGGAUGCAGGACAGCAACACCAGCCACCUCAUCUUUAGGGUGCCCGCCCUUGUCGCUUGGGUGUCCCGGUUUGUGACACUGGUCCCUGGGGACAUCCUGCUGACAGGGACUCCUGCGGGAGUGGGCGUCUUUCGGAAACCGCCAGUUUUCCUUAAGCGCGGUGAUGAGGUGCAGUGUGAAAUUGAAGAGCUGGGCACCAUCUGCAACCGGGUGGUCUGACAGUGGAGAUAUGCCCCAGAUCCCACCUCCCCCUCACAGGGCCAAUAAAUCCACGAGCCGUUGGGUCA